UUUGUGGGCACUUAUAUCAUCAGGUUAACGUUUUUCGCAGUUUUCUCGGUAAUAUUUAUAUGCAUUGUGUAUUACAUGGUUGGUUUGACUUCCGGCCCCCAAGAAUUCUUUAUAUGUAUAGGCUUGGCUGCGGUACUUAUGAUAAGCGCCGGUAGUUUCGGGUUUGUCAUAGCGAGUAUGUGUGAAGACUUUCAGACCGCCAGUGCCAUUCUGGGCUCAUGUAUCACACCAUUGAAUAUAUUAGGCGGUUUCUACAUCAAUGCCCUUGGACUAAAGUCGUGGUGCGGUUGGAUUAGAUACCUAUCAUUCUCGUACUACGGAUACCAAUCGCUGAUUGUGAACGAGUGGCGAAAUAUUGAUAAUAUUACCCAGAAUAGUGACAUGGUCAGUAACAGUUACACGAGUGGGAUCGGUGUCAUUGAAUCCUAUGGUUUCAAAGUGGACGCCCUAAUGUGGUGUCCCUUUGCACUCAUGGCUUUAUGCGGUCUAUACGCCACCUUUGCUUACAUUGGUUUACGAAUUAAAGUAGGAGAUGUCAUACAAUCGGUGUCCUUGUCAUGGCUUAACAUACAUGUGAUGACAAAACCACAGAAGUCUAUAUAUAAUCUGUACAAAACUAACCAAGCUCCCAAAGAAGUCUUAAGAAACGUAUCCGGUGAAGCAAAGGCGGGACAAUUAUUGGUAGGAGAUGUCAUACAAUCGGUGUCCUUGUCAUGGCUUAACAUACAUGUGAUGACAAAACCACAGAAGUCUAUAUAUAAUCUGUAUAAAACUAACCAAGCUCCCAAAGAAGUCUUAAGAAACGUAUCCGGUGAAGCAAAGGCGGGACAAUUAUUGGUUAUAAUGGGUGCAAGUGGCGCCGGUAAGACCACUCUAUUGAAUGUAUUGACCGCAAGGGAUAUGUCAAAAGUGUCAGUCAAAGGGGUGAUCCUACUAAAUGGACAGGUAGUGAAAGCGUCAAAAAUUGCAUCCAUUUCCUCGUAUAUACAGCAACAAGAUAUGUUUCAGCCAUUGAUUACAGUCCGGGAGCAUUUAAUAUUUCAAUUCAAUCUCACGAAAUGUAUGAACACUAGAAUUGGGGGUAAAUUUACUUUUAAAGGCAUAUCCGGUGGAGAAAAGAAAAGACUGGCCUUUGCUUCAGAG
Oppiella nova is the source of this 1143-nucleotide messenger RNA. The record is from the annotation of a GenBank genome assembly. Lineage: Eukaryota; Metazoa; Arthropoda; Arachnida; Sarcoptiformes; Oppiidae.